AUGCUCACAUCACCAGCUAUCGACGAGGCGACAUUCGCUAAGCUCGAGCUCUUUGGCCAGUACAGCUCUGCGUCGUACUGCAGCAACAACUUCAACUCCACGGGCGAUAAGAUUACCUGCGAUGGUGGGAAUUGCCCGUUGGUGGAGGCUGCUGGUGCAACCUCAGUUCAUGAGUUCGAGAACUCCGAAGCAUAUGGCGGCGUCACAGGAUACAUCGCGGUGGACGCAAUCAACAAAGCCAUCGUCUUGACCUUCCGGGGUAGUUCGAAUCUCAAGAACUGGCUAGCGAACCUCAACUUCCCCUUGACCGAUUUCACCGACAUCUGCGAGGGAUGCCAAGUCCACCGCGGCUUCUUGGAAGCGUGGAACGCGGUAGCGGAGGACGUCACUGCGAAGUUGAAGGAAGCCCAGGAAAGCAACCCUGACUUCUCUCUCGUCUUCACGGGACACAGCCACGGCGCUGCACUGGCUGCUGUCGGGGCGACUAUCUUCCGCAAGGCCGGCGAUGCCGUCGAGCUGGUCAAUUACGGCCAGCCUCGGAUCGGGAAUAUGGAGUUGAUGGAGUACAUCACCAAGGAAGCGGCCGAUUCCACCUAUCGUGUCACCCACACCAACGACAUUGUUUGCAAGGUCCCACCCAAGGCAUUGGGAUUCCACCAUUUCGCCCCUGAGUACUUUAUCACUAGCGGGGACAACACCACCGUGACCACAGCGGAUGUUGAAGCGAUUACCGAGAUCGACUCCGAUAAGGGCAACGCUGGGGCUGACGGGACGACCACCGAGGCGCAUCGUUGGUAUUUCGUUACCAUGAGUGGAUGUGAAUAA
Messenger RNA from Aspergillus campestris IBT 28561, 825 nucleotides. Its product is annotated as lipase family protein. The record is from RefSeq and is a predicted model, not a curated record. Gene Ontology annotation, biological process: lipid catabolic process. The coding region runs from base 1 to 825 and encodes 274 amino acids. The transcript has 3 exons. NCBI's taxonomy places the organism in Eukaryota, Fungi, Ascomycota, Eurotiomycetes, Eurotiales, Aspergillaceae.